GUACAGUACUCCGUACAUUGGCACAAUUGACACAACUCGAGCAAGAUGGUCUCUCCAAUGCAAUCCUUAAAGUCUCUGGAAGACUCACAAGUUGUUGUCAAUGCCUACCGCCAGUUGUAUCGACACGGGCUGAAAGCCGUGAAUUAUUCGACGCCAGCUCGAUACGUCCUUCGGCACACCCUACGCUCCUCCUUCCGAUCGUCACCCCCAGAGAGCCUGGACCAACAGCGAAUCGCUAAUACCAUUAAAUUCCUCCAAAGAGCAGCGGAAGUUGCAGGCUUGGAACACAGGAUUGUGAAGAACAUGAUGAUCAUGAAAUACUGGCAAAAUCCCCACAUCAGGCGAGACCUCCGAUCUAUCAAAGGCUUAGGUGUCGAGCCCCGUGAUCCUAAAGUCAAGGAGGACGCCUGGCAGCAAUACAAUUUGACUUUGAAGCUCCUGAACGAGAGCUUGGGAACCUGCCUCGUAUAAAUGGUCUACUUCGGAAGUACUCGUCUGGACCAUUAUCCAUCAACCCCAAGGCAACAACACUACCACCAGAGGUUUCGGGCACUAUCGUCCGUAGGUUUUCUGUGUGCCAUCACUUAUGGGUUAACCGGACUCAUGUUUCCCGCCUUGUUACAAAGAGCGACAAC
This is a messenger RNA of Aspergillus japonicus CBS 114.51, 635 nucleotides long. RefSeq names its product DUF1763-domain-containing protein. The record is from RefSeq and is a predicted model, not a curated record. The transcript is spliced from 2 exons. NCBI's taxonomy places the organism in Eukaryota, Fungi, Ascomycota, Eurotiomycetes, Eurotiales, Aspergillaceae. The coding region runs from base 46 to 471 and encodes 141 amino acids.